Molecule: messenger RNA, 3315 nt
Organism: Drosophila teissieri
Lineage: Eukaryota; Metazoa; Arthropoda; Insecta; Diptera; Drosophilidae
Gene: Trim9
Product: E3 ubiquitin-protein ligase TRIM9
Exons: 10
Coding region: 446-2668 (740 amino acids)
Molecular function (GO): zinc ion binding; protein binding
Source: RefSeq, a predicted model, not a curated record
CGUGUUGCGGAUGCUCAAAAUCGAAAAUCGUCGCGUUUAAAAGUUAGGCGCGUAAUCAAAGUGGAAAAUAAAGAAAACAUACUGGAAAGUAUUGAAAAACAUACAGGACGUUUUACAAAAUAUUUGUGAAAAGUGCAUUUUCCGAGGACUGGAAAACAUUCAGAAAUUCAAUUCCAAGUGAAGUUAAUUCGAAAACCAAACCUAAAUUGGUAAAAAGUGUGGUACUAUUACAAUCAAAAGUAAAACAGGAUUUAAAGCGUGAUUUUAUUAAAGUGGAAAACUGGCAUCGCAAAAGUGAAGAGUGUUAAUUCGACGAUUACCAAAGACAUGUUGUCCCAAAGUGUGCAGCCCAACUAAAGCGCGGAUACAACCGACUGAAACAGGACCUCUGAAUCCGCCAUCUCAAUCCGAAUCGCAUUCCCCUAGCGGAUUAUAGCCACCAGACAUGGAGGACGAACUGCGCUGUCCCACGUGCAAGCAGCUGUACGCCAAUCCGGUGCUGCUGCCCUGCUUCCACGCCCUCUGUCUGGGCUGUGCCCUGGACAUCCAGACGCCCUACAGUCCGGGCUCCGCUCUUCCGGGCGCUGUCAACGGUGCGGGGGCAGCCUCGGCGGCGGGACACAAUGGGCUGCAUGGCACUGGAGGCGGUGCCGGCGGAGGAGCAGCUGCUGCGGGCACAAAUCCCAAUGGACCCGGCACGCGGCACAGCUCCCACAGCUCCGCUGCGAGCACGGCGAGCUCGAAUACGGGCAGCGAGAGCGUCACCUCCGACCAGGAUCAGUCGGACAAGGUGAGCAUCUUCAGCGAGGCGGACUCGGGCGUGGUCUGCUGCUCGAACACAUCGCGUCCGGUGUCCUAUGUCGGCACAGGACUGCUGCCCGGUGUGGGCAAUGUGGUGGCACCGCCCGGCGCCGCCUACUGCCUCACCUGUCCGCUGUGCCGCAAGCUCGUCUUCUUCGACGACGGGGGCGUUAGGAAUCUGCCCACCUAUCGCGCCAUGGAGGCCAUCGUGGAUCGCUUCUGCGCCCGCGAGGCGCUCCGCUGCCAGAUGUGCGAGACGGAUCCCAAGGUCGCCUCCCUGAUCUGCGAGCAGUGCGAGAUCCGCUACUGCGACGCCUGCCGCGAGCUCACCCACCCCGCCCGCGGACCGCUGGCCAAGCACACGCUGGUCAAGCCACGUGGCGCCGCCCAGCAGCGGGAGUCCGUCUGCGGGGAGCACGAGGAGACCCUCUCCCAGUACUGCCUCAGCUGCAAGGCGCCCGCCUGCGGCCUCUGCAUCGGGGAGCUGCGCCACCAGGCCCACGACGUCCAGUCCAUCAACGUCACCUGCAAGGCUCAAAAGACGGAGCUCUCGCACAAUCUGCAACAAUUGUCGGAGAAGGCACGUUCCACGACCGAGUUCAUUCAGCGGCUCAAAGGCAUGAGCGACAAAGUCACGGAAUCCUGCAUGGAGUUCGAGCGCCUCGUCCACGCCCAGUGCGAGGCCCUCAUCCAGGCCAUCCACGACAGACGCGAGUAUCUGCUGGAGGCCAUUCGCAUGGACAAGGACACCAAGAUCAGGAUACUCAAGGACCAACAGUCGAAUUGCACUGGCAAGUUGCAGCAAACCACAGGACUCAUUCAGUUCUGCAUUGAAGCUCUCAAAGAGACUGACAGCGCCGCCUUUCUUCAGGUGGGCUCCAUGCUCAUCAAUCGAGUGACCAACACGGACAUGACCUGGCACCAGGAGGUCACCAAUGCCGCCCCUCGCGUCUCCCCCAUUGUGGACUUGACCCUGGACGAUGCUGCUCUGGCACGUGCCAUUGAUAACUUGAACUUUAUCCAGAUGAGAGCCGUCAAAGAUGGAGAUGAAAGAUGUCCGGCAGCACCCAUGACACCAACUAUACUGCCAUCGGAUUGCUCGGCCGAGAAUAAUUCGGUUACCGUUGCGUGGCAGCCACCGAAUCACUCCUUUGUCGAAGGAUAUGUCCUGGAAUUGGAUGAUGGCAGCGGCGGCGAAUUUAGGGAAGUCUACUGCGGCAAGGAAACAAUUUGCACCGUGGACGGACUGCACUUCAACUCGAUGUACAAUGCCCGGGUGAAGGCCUUCAAUUCCGCCGGAGAGGGUGAAUACUCGGAGCUGAUUGGACUGCAGACUGCCGAAGUGGCCUGGUUCACGUUUGAUCCCGUUCUGAGCGGCGGAGCCGGCUCGGGCUUAAUCUUCAGCAAAAACAACGCCACCGUGAGCGUCGAGGGCUGGGAGCACCGUGUGGCCCUCGGCUCCGUGGGAUUCUCCCGCGGCGUCCACUACUGGGAGUUCACCAUCGACAACUAUACGGCGGACACGGAUCCCGCCUUCGGAGUGGCCCGCAUCGACGUGGCUCGCAACAAAAUGCUGGGCAAGGACGAGAAGUCAUUCGCCAUGUACAUCGACCGCCAGCGCUCCUGGUUUCAGCACAACUCCGUACACGAGCGGCGAGUCGAGGGCGGCAUCACCACGGGCAGCACGAUCGGAGUGCUCCUGGAUCUGGAGAGGCACACGCUGAGCUUCCUGGUCAACGAGAUGCCGCAGGGAUCGGUGGCGUUCCGGGAUCUCUACGGCGUCUUCUAUCCGGCAGUGAGCAUCAACAGGGGCGUCACACUGACCAUGCACACGGCCAUGGAUGCGCCCAAGAUGGACUACUUCUAGAGGGGAUCGGGUGGUAGCAAAUUGUGUACAUAGCGCUUGACAUUUGGCAGUUAUCGGUGUCUAUAUAGCAUUACCUUACCUUAAUUAAUACGAACAGUUUACUCAAACAGCUUACAUAUAUGGGUGUAUGGGUGUAUGUGUACGUGUAGUUUUUGGGCAAAGUUCAGCGACAUAUCUGCAUUUAAUCGUAUCUCUAUUCGUAGUUCUAGGCACUGUUUGUAAAACGCUGCGCCAAAUCGGAGAGGAAUUAUUACAAAUAAUUGAAAGCAUUUAAAGGUAUCUCGAUGUAAAAUACAAUAACAAAACUCUCAAUGUUUUUCAACACAACAAAAUAGAGCCAAAAAUCAAGCACCGUGCAACAAAAAACCAUACAAUAUAAUACAAUCGCGAACACCAAAAAAAAAACAAAUCUAAUUUAAACGCAAGCGAAUAAAAACUAAGGUAAAAUCCAAUUAGCAAUUAGUGUAGCUAAAAAUAUGCAUCUGUAUGUCAUCACACGUACGUGUGUACGUGUGUUAAGGUUAAUGUUUAUGGCUAACACAAAUGCAUUUGUUUGAGGCUAAAAUGAAAUCAAAAUCAACGUGUUUCGGGGGAGUUUUUAUUUUAAAGACUGAAAAGAACAUGUUUUUUUUAUACAAGUACAGGUA